GUGGUUUAAAACUAGUUUUAGAAGCAAACCAGAUUUAAAAUCAGUUUUGAACCAGAAACUGGAUCCAAAAAAUCAUUUUUUUUGCAAGAUAUGGAUCUGGAUUUAAAUGGAUCCGGAUUGGAUUUUCCAUGUCCGCCCUUAAAAAUAACCUGUAAUUGGAGGUUUUUAAGCGGAAAAAGUUAAAAUAACAGAUAAAAAAAUAUCUUACAUUACCGAGUGAUUGACGUCAACCGCAAACCAUCUCCACUUCUUAUCUCCGGUCUCCGACGAACUCUCCUUGGAAUUUGUACUGCAGAGGUGCUGCCUUUUACACCACCAGAUUUUGCAGAUUUUAGUUUUUAAGGUUAUGCUUUUUGGGUUCUGCGACUAAUGUUGACGAUGAUCAUCACUGCGCUCAUCACUGCCAUACUUGCGGGACUUUGCAUUGGCCCAAUCAACGGCAGGCGGCGGAGGAAGAGGGCCGUGGCGUUCUUCCAUCCGUACACCAACGACGGUGGCGGCGGGGAGAGGGUGCUGUGGUGCGCCGUCAGAGGUAUCCAGGAGGAGAGCCCCGACCUUGAUUGCUACGUGUACACCGGAGAUCAUGACGCCACCCCUCAAUCGCUCAUGGCUCGUGCCCUCGAUCGCUUUGGGGUCGCUCUCCUCUCUCCUCCAAAGGUGGUUCAUUUGUACAAGAGAAAGUGGAUAGAAGAAACUACUUAUCCGCACUUUACAAUGAUUGGUCAAAGUCUGGGUUCUGUGUAUCUUGCAUGGGAGGCUUUGUGCAAGUUUACCCCAAUAUAUUACUUUGACACAAGUGGAUAUGCUUUUACAUAUCCACUUGCUCGGUUGUUUGGAUGCAAAGUUAUUUGCUAUACUCAUUAUCCUACUAUCAGCUCAGACAUGCUAGCUCGCGUUCGUCAGCGCAGCUUCAUGUAUAAUAACGAUGCCUUAAUUACAAAAAGUGUUUGGCUUUCAAGGUGCAAAAUAGUCUAUUAUACAGUAUUCAGCUGCUUGUAUGGAUUUGUAGGAUCUUGUGCACACCUAGCUAUGGUCAAUUCAUCUUGGACUAAAUCCCAUAUUGAAAAUCUUUGGAGAUUUCCUGACCGUAUUAAGCGAGUUUAUCCUCCUUGUGAUACUUCAGGACUCCAGGUACUUCCCUUGGAACGAUCAGCAGAAAUUCCAGUAUUAAUAUCUGUUGCACAAUUUCGACCGGAGAAGGCACACACUCUCCAACUUGAGGCUUUUUCAGCUGCCAUUAAGAGAUUAGAUCCUAGCUUGCCAAAACCUAAGUUCCAAAUUGUGGGUAGCUGUAGAAAUAAAUCAGAUGAAGACAGACUUCAAAUGUUAAAAGAGAAAGCAAUCGAGCUGAAUGUGAAUGAACACAUGGAAUUUCAUAAGAAUGUAACAUACAGAGAUUUGGUGGGACUUUUAGGGGGUGCUGUUGCUGGCAUUCAUUCAAUGACAGAUGAGCAUUUUGGCAUUAGUGUGGUAGAAUACAUGGCUGCUGGUGCCAUUCCAAUUGCUCAUAAUUCUGCUGGCCCAAAAAUGGACAUUGUAUUAGAUGAAGAAGGACAGCAGACAGGAUUUCUUGCCUGCAGUGUUGAAGAAUAUGCAGAUGCCAUGGUGAGAAUUGUAUCGAUGCCGGAGAUGGAGAGACUUAAGAUGGCUGCAGCUGCAAGGAGACGGGCAGGGAGGUUUUCCGAGCAGAGGUUUUAUGAUGACUUCAAAGCUGCAGUGCAUCCUAUCCUGUGUCAUAUUUCUAGGUGAUGGUCUAUAGGAUCUAAUUAGCAUGAUUGUAACUUCAGAAUAUAGAUGAAGAAUUUUGUUACAGAAAUAGCUAUACGUGUUUCAUAAUUGAUUAUUUAAUUAUCACCAACUACUAACUAAA
Molecule: messenger RNA, 1870 nt
Organism: Glycine soja
Lineage: Eukaryota; Viridiplantae; Streptophyta; Magnoliopsida; Fabales; Fabaceae
Product: GDP-Man:Man(3)GlcNAc(2)-PP-Dol alpha-1,2-mannosyltransferase-like
Exons: 7
Coding region: 370-1749 (459 amino acids)
Biological process (GO): protein N-linked glycosylation
Cellular component (GO): endoplasmic reticulum membrane
Molecular function (GO): GDP-Man:Man(3)GlcNAc(2)-PP-Dol alpha-1,2-mannosyltransferase activity
Source: RefSeq, a predicted model, not a curated record